AUGGCUGGAGUACUCCAAUUUCUUGCUGCUUCUCUAUUUCUUUAUACCCUGAUCAUAACAAUCUCCCAAUUUCAUUUCAGUACUUCUGCAAAACUCAGUGGGUUGAGCCUGAAGAUCAUCCCUAGGGACUGUCCAGAGUCUCCUUUAUAUCCUGGAAACCUGACUCGACUUGAGAGAAUAGAAAGAUUGAUCAGAUUCUCUAAAGCUAGAGCCCAAUAUUUGGAAACAAUAUCCAGUACUGUCAAUUCGACAAUAUUGGACAACAAGAACAUCCGUUUUACAUUGUUCCUUGAUAAUUUCUUAUUCGUGGUGCAGGUAGGCAUUGGAUUACCAGAGAAGCUGGUGUUUUUACUUAUGGACACAGGUGGUGGCCUGAUUUGGACGCAGUGCGAACCAUGCAAGAACUGUUACAAGCAAGCAUAUCCCAUUUACAAUUCAGGUGCUUCCAUUACUUACAGGAAACUCCCUUGCAACCACCCUCUCUGUCAAGGCGACAAUGCCCGCUACCAAUGCGUCAAUGGCGAAUGCGUUUACGACCUCGGUUAUCUUGGCGGGGCGUCAACCAAAGGCGUUGCAUCCUUUGAAACAUUCAAAGUUCCAGUCGACGAAUCUAACGCCAAGUACAUUUAUAAUAUAAUCUUUGGCUGCUCGAACGAUAACCAAGGCAUGCAAUUUGCCAAAAAUGGUGUCAUUUCUGGGGUCUUGGGAUUGAGCCUGUCACCGGAUUCACUAGUCUCUCAGACGCUCGAUGAAGACUACCAACGAUUCUCUUAUUGCUUGAUACCUUUUGAUGAAACCAUCAUCAUGACUCCUAGUCUUCUAAGAUUUGGUACUGACAUUCCCUUACCGCCGGCAAACAUUCAGACAACCCCAUUUGUCAAACCACCGUCCGGGACAAAUUAUUACCUUUUGAAUUUACAGGAUGUAAGUGUUGGUUUCCAUCGACUUGGGUUUCCACCAGAUACCUUCAAACCCAAGCAAGAUGGCACAGGUGGUUGUAUUAUAGACUCAGGAGCUUUGAUCUCUAGACUUGAUCAGAAUACCAUUAAUGGGCGCAAUGCUUACAGGGAGGUGAUGGGUGCAUUUCAGAAUCAUUAUGAUUCUUUCAAGCUUCAGAGAAUUGGAAAAGUGGCAGAGGGACUUGAACUUUGUUACAAGUACACACAGGAUUUCAAGGAGUUUGCCACAAUGACGUACCACUUUGAAGGAGCAGACUACACUGUAGAUUCAAAGUACGUGAAUUUUUACGAGACUCAGGCAGGGUAUUUUUGCGUCGCACUGUUGCCAGGAAAUGGAAAAAGUUUACUAGGAGUAUGGCAUCAACAAAAUAUGCGCAUUAUUUAUGAUGCACAAAUUGGUGCACUCCAAUUUGCCACCGAGAAUUGUGCUAUUAAUAAUCUUAUAAAUUAA
Molecule: messenger RNA, 1410 nt
Organism: Juglans microcarpa x Juglans regia
Lineage: Eukaryota; Viridiplantae; Streptophyta; Magnoliopsida; Fagales; Juglandaceae
Product: aspartic proteinase nepenthesin-2-like
Exons: 1
Coding region: 1-1410 (469 amino acids)
Cellular component (GO): extracellular region
Source: RefSeq, a predicted model, not a curated record